AAUCUAUAUUUUUUUUGGUUGAUGUGUGUGGAAAUACUUUUUCGUAUUCUGAUCUUUUUAUACACAUAUCGGAUAGUGAACCAAAUUUAGGGCUGACGAAAGAUGCCGUAUCUGUACGGGAUUGCGGACACCAAGUUCCUGGUGAAGAAUAUCAAGAAGAAGGUACCCACCGGAGUGCCGCCCACCAAGUUUCGACGCAACGAGUUCCUCAAGGGUCGUCCGAAGAUCGAUCUAAACGAUGUUCCCAUUCAGUUCCGUGCCUCGCCGGCUUCCCUCGUGGAGCUAUGCGUCAAUGUGGUGGAUAAGCUACCGAUUCCAUCGAUCUUUGAGUGGGAUGACAUGGAUGUAAGGCGCUGGAUCAAGCGAUAUGGCUAUCCCGAAUAUAUGAACACUUUUCGCGUUAACAUGAUUUGGGGCCGAAAACUGCUGCUCGUCGACGCCUGCGCGUUGUCGGCGAUGAACAUCAAGGACUUUGAUCAUAUUCGACAUAUAACGUACGGCAUCCGGAUGCUGUUCCACUUCGAGCUGGCCAAGUUCUCGCGCAGCAUCAGCCUGCCCGACGAGAACCCGAAUGAGCUUUACUUGCUGUUCCACACCCAGACGGGAGUCAACUACGAUGAAGUGCGUCGCUCAGACUUGUAUCGACGCAUGCAGCUGAUACGCGAGCGUUCCAAGAACCUGAACCACUGGGAUCUGCUGUACCUGUGGCUGCGCCGCGAGCGGGAGCACAACUACACCGAGCUUAUCGGCAUGAUACCGCGCUUCAACCUGUACAAGUGCAAGAAGGCCCUGCCAGUGGAGCCACCGGAGAUACAUCCGGAGGAUGUCAUGUGCAAGGUCUGCAUUCCGCCCUGCGACUGUAACUGGACCGAGCGUGAUCUGCGCCUGCCCUGGCGUCUCAACGUCCUGACACCACAGCUGACAUUGACCCGGAGCAAAUGGAACGCCAUGGAGAAGGUCUGCACGGUCUGCAUUCCGCCCUGCGAGUGCCGCUGGCCGCCGCGCUACUAUCUCACUGGCACGGUCAUCAAGUGCCUGCAGACUAAGUUCCCCGAGAAGUUCUGUCCCAUCUUCGACGACCGCUUGCAUGUCUCGGCUCGGCCCAGUCUGGUGGAGCGUUGGACCCGUUUCUCCAUAUGAUUUUCUGCCUGUUAUGUAUAUUUUCCUAAUGGUAAUUAAACUUUCAUUGUUUCAGCAAGUGGGGGCUUGCAUGUACAGUAGUAAAAGGAUAUAUGUGGGCUGGGUUUAGCCUGCGAUCCCUAGACAGAGCAAAAAGGAGCGAGGUCGAAUUCCGAAACAACAUUCAACACCCGAGAGCGCAAAGCAAGGACGAGCGAGGGCGAAUUAUGGAUAGCACGAAGCAGAUCCUCGUAAGAGGCUACGAGGGCGUUUUAGUCCUGUCAUGCGAACUAUUUUAAGAUCUCUCCUACAAGUAUAUAAAUAUGAAUAAGGAAAGCCCCAGAUUAAAUCACUAUAUCAUAUGGUGCUGCCAAAGGAACGAUCGGGCUGCAAGGGUAUCCAAAGCUUCGGCCCCGAAACUAGCCUUCCUUUCAUGUCGUUAAUUAUACAAUCCGAUCGAUCUGCUGAGACCACAUCUGGAUAAUUAUCAUUACUAUACAGCUAAGAAAUCGAAGUCAGGCGCAUUGAGAAAGUAAGGUAAAGGAGAGAGAAACGGAGAAGGAGAGAGAAGCAAUCACAGGGGCCCCGUAACAGCAGCGAAG
This is a messenger RNA of Drosophila miranda, 1721 nucleotides long. RefSeq lists its product as uncharacterized. Bases 103 to 1140 code for a protein of 345 amino acids. Gene Ontology annotation, molecular function: protein binding. The record is from RefSeq and is a predicted model, not a curated record. Lineage: Eukaryota; Metazoa; Arthropoda; Insecta; Diptera; Drosophilidae. The transcript is spliced from 2 exons.